CGCACUUCGCCAUGCCCAAUGCGGCUACCACCUUUUUACCCCAGCCGGCCUUAACGUUGUCCCCGAACGCUUGUCGUCGGCUUUGACAUUUCACCUUUGGCAUGUCCCGUAUGCCAUAAACCGAGGCCACAGUACUUGAUUAUGUUCCUGUCGCAUGCAGAGUUUGUCCUCACGUUCCACUCACCAUGAAGUCCUUUGCAUCCAGAGAAGCCACACGGCUCUUGAGCCAGUCCGCUAUAGCACGAAAAGCGCCAAUUGCGGCCACGCGAAACCGGAAUGCAUGGCAACAAACACAAAGGAGAGGGUUCAGUAGAACAAGCAAGCUGUUAGUGGUCAAGCCGUAUCUGCUGGCGGAUAUCGGGGAAGGUAUCACCGAAUGUCAAGUCAUCCAGUGGUUCGUCAAGCCCGGCGCGCGUGUCGAGCAGUUCGAUCCUAUCUGCGAAGUACAGUCGGAUAAGGCUUCAGUCGAAAUUACGUCGCGAUUUGAUGGCGUUAUCAAGAGGCUGUACUAUGAAGCUGACGACAUGGCCAAAGUCGGCAAGCCUCUGGUAGACAUCGACAUCCAAAGCGACAUAUCCCCCGCCGACGAAGCCUUGCUCAAUGGAGGGUCAGGCAAAGAGCCGUCUCAGGACCCAGAACCCCAAGAACAAGUUCUGGAGGUUGGUAGAAACGACACAAAAGCUGCAAGCGGAGACUCGUCACUUCCGGGGCAAUCGUCUUCUCUACCCGAACCUCCUAGAGAAGAGCCAAAACCACAACGGCAAUUGGGCAAGCAUGCAAUGCUGGCAACACCUGCUGUACGACACAUGAUCAAGGAAUUCAAUCUAAACAUAGAAAACGUGGAAGGCACAGGAAGAGACGGCCGCGUACUGAAAGACGAUGUACAAAGACAUGUAGAGGCAGCGAAGCAGACCAGCAGCACACCGACAACUCCCGCAUCACCAGCACCCACACCUCCCCAGCAACAACUCGAAGACCAAGUACGGCCCCUGACACCGAUCCAGUCAGGCAUGUUCAAACAAAUGACCAAAUCCCUCUCCAUACCCCACUUCCUCUACACCGACACCGUCGACUUCAGCUCCCUAACCGCCCUACGCAAAAAAUACAACCACAACCGCGAGAAAUCCGACCGAAUAACCCCACUCCCCGUAAUCAUCAAAGCCGUCUCCCUCACUCUCGAGCAAUUCCCCCUCUUAAACGCUCACCUGGACACCACCACAAACCCCGCAAAGCCGCAAAUCACACUCAAAGGCAGCCACAACUUCGGCAUCGCCGUCGACUCGCCCUCGGGCCUGCUCGUCCCCGUUAUCAGGAACGUGCAGAGCCACAGCAUUGCGUCUCUCGCGCAGGAGAUCUCGCGUCUGGCGAACCUCGCGCGGAACGGGAAACUUUCUUCUGCUGACCUUGCUGGCGCGACGUUCACGCUUAGUAAUAUCGGGAGUAUAGGCGGGACGGCUGUGGCGCCUGUUAUUUCGGCGCCGCAAGUGGCUAUCAUGGCUUUGGGUAGGGCGAAGGUGGUGCCUGCGUUUGGGGAGGAUGGGGAGCUGAUCAGGCGCGAGGAGUGCGUGUUUAGCUGGAGUGCGGAUCAUCGGGUUGUGGAUGGGGCGUAUGUGGCGCGGGCGGCGGAGGAGGUGAGGAAGUGUAUUGAGGGGGUUGAAGGGAUGCUCGUUAGGAUGAGGUGAUAUGGGGUGUUUUUCUUGUUUUAGCAGAUCCAUGGUAGAUGAUGAAUGUGUUUAUGAAAAGCGCCUAUUUCAUGAUUGAUGGCGGCCUGCCUUUUUUGGGAUGAAUAUGAGCUGCUUCCACAUUUCAAGGCUCUCCCU
This is a messenger RNA of Dothidotthia symphoricarpi CBS 119687, 1820 nucleotides long. RefSeq lists its product as uncharacterized. The coding region runs from base 186 to 1682 and encodes 498 amino acids. NCBI's taxonomy places the organism in Eukaryota, Fungi, Ascomycota, Dothideomycetes, Pleosporales, Dothidotthiaceae. Gene Ontology annotation, cellular component: cytoplasm; mitochondrion. Gene Ontology annotation, molecular function: lipoic acid binding; acetyltransferase activity. The transcript has 4 exons. The record is from RefSeq and is a predicted model, not a curated record.